Molecule: messenger RNA, 2934 nt
Organism: Lingula anatina
Lineage: Eukaryota; Metazoa; Brachiopoda; Lingulata; Lingulida; Lingulidae
Product: protein phosphatase 2C-like domain-containing protein 1
Biological process (GO): protein dephosphorylation
Molecular function (GO): protein serine/threonine phosphatase activity; cation binding
Source: RefSeq, a predicted model, not a curated record
CUACACCUGAAACUGAGCUUAGUGAAUAUCCAGAGAAACCAGAUAUCACAAUGAUGUGUGACAAGUGUAAGAUAUUUGUGGAUCUACGUGACUUGAAGGACCACAGGGCCUACCAUAACUCCUUGGAGACCAUGAGAUAUUUUGGAGAUGAUUACCCUGAAGACCUCCAAGCUUUAGUACAACGAAGGAUAUUACUUCUUAGAGAAUUAAGGUCCGAGUAUGAUGAUGGGUUACCACCUGAUGCAAAAAUGGUUCAAACAAUAAACAGUGCUUUUGAACUUCUUAAGUCAGAUCUUGAAGAUACAUAUACUGCUUCUAGGCAAAUGGAGGAGAAGAUGGAAAUAACCUCAGAAGGAUUAGGUUUGAACUGUAGACCUAAGUGUGUGCUAGCAAUGGGGAUGUGUUCUGAUAGAAAUGAAAGAUGGAAAAAUAGUAUGGAGGACUGUAGAGUGUUUCAAGAUAGUUUUGGUGAAGAUGAUAAUAAAAGCUAUUUUGCCAUUUAUGAUGGACAUGGGGGUGCAUAUGCUGCAGAAAUGGCUGCUAGUGAACUCCAGUACUAUCUCUUAAAAGAGAUGCAGAAUUUUGAUCCAAAUGUUCAGUUUGAUCACAUUUUUACCAUGGAUGAAUUGGAUGAAAAAGGGUCAAGUAAUGGACACAGUUACAGAGGAAAAAGUGGAGGACUAUCUGGGAGGAAAAGUCGGGGCCAUUCAGAAGCAAAGAAAAAGAAAGAUCCUUACUCAGAAAAUAUGUCCUCUGCUUUCAUUGAGGCCUACUAUCAGACAGAUCAUUAUUUAUCAUUUGGGAAAGACGAGCAAUCUAGAGUGAGGUGGAGUGGAUGCUCUGCCUUGACUGUGUUAUUGCAGAAUACAUGUCCAGAGGAGUAUGUUCUGCCAGACACCAGGGAUCAACCAGAAGUUUCAAAGCCUGAGCCUCCUAAACAACUUGGGCUUCUCCAUUUGGCACAUGCAGGAAAUGUGCAGGCAAUACUGGUGCGUGAUAACAGGGCCUACCGUUUGACAAGAAACCACACCCCCACCAAUGACAAGGAAAGAGCCCGGGUUAUAAAGGAGGGUGGCUAUAUCAGUGAAAGUGACAAAAACAAGUUGGUCAAUGGGAUACUUUUGGCCACCAGAGGGCUUGGUAACCAUGGUGAUGUCAAAUUGAAGAAGUGUGUCCCAUGUGAGCCUUUUACAACUACAGUACCCAUUGAUCAGUAUGCUCAGUUCCUCAUCUUAGCUUCACAUGGAAUUUGGGAGGUGUUCAGUGAAAAUGAAGCAGCAGCUCUUCUUGUUCAACUCCUACCAUCAAACCAAAUCCCAGCACCAAGUGUAGUAAGCACAAGUGUCAACUUACUCCUUGCUGAAUACAAUGCGCGUGGACAGUCCAACAUGGAGGAUAUCGAUGCAAGUAUCUAUACUCCAAUGUCCAAGGCAUAUGACCAGCGGAACAAAUCCCAGCAGAGCAACAUGAGAAAGUUGUCCUUCAAUGAUGAAAUAAAUAUAGACAGUGUGUCUGUGACUUCAAAGAAAAGUGCAGGAAAAACCAAUGUUAUGAACAAGCAGGCCCAGUCACCGAUUCUAGAACAGCAUGAGGAAAAUAACAAGCCACUGGCUGAGAAUCACCUCAAGCCAAAUUAUGAUCCUGAUGAUAUGAGAACUGAGAUUGGUAGUAACACUGGGUAUGAGUCUGGACAUGAAUCAGGGGAGGAGGGAGAUGUAGAGUCCAUGACGGAUUUGUUGUCCAUGCCCGGUCAGUCUGGGCGGUCAUCCUUUGCUCUGACCAGGGAGGACAUUCAGAGGGACUUUGCGAAAGUCAUGUCUGAGAGACUUGUACAUGCUGCAUUGUUAGCCGGUGCCAAGGAUAAUAUAACUGCAAUGGUGAUCUUGUUUCCUGGGUGUGGUUUGUAAUCGGUCUGUACAUGAACUAAUGAUAUCCCUGUACAGUGAAUUCUGAGGUGGCUUUGAAGGUUCGUGUGGGAAGGAAAGGAUAGGUGCUUUUGCUGCUGCUUUCCUUUUUUAUGCACACCUCAUUGCUGCUGUCAGUUUCUGAAAUUAUGUGUCUGAGAUAUCUAAAUUCUUCCGCAUCUUCUGGUCAGAUAUAUCAGUGGAGAUGGGUGGAGGGUGGUCUGUUGUAAGGAGAUGGGGUAGGAAUACCAAUUCUGUUUUCCCAAGAUUGAUGGUUGAUUAGAGGGCAAGGCCCAUCAAACUUGUUGACAGUGAGUGGAAGGGCAAAUUGCUGUGUAUGCUAUGAGAGCACAGUCAUCAACAAAAAGAUUUUUUAAAAUCACUGACCUGGUUCUAUGUAUGGAAUAUAUGAUAUGGUGGUUGUGUUUUCAGAGUACCGAUUGAUCCACAGUAUCUGAUAAGGUGGAGGGCCCAAGAAAAAAUCUGAUUCUUAUGGUUGUAUUGUAAUUGUACAACAAUAACUUUGCAGAUAUAGGGUUAAAAUCACUAUUGGUGGUCAGAUAAAGUGUUGAGUGAUAUAAUUUUUACAUCACAUCCAGGAUUGGUUGGUGUUUUGCAAGCAGUGUAUUAUGAUCAGAAGUAAAUAAUGUAUCAGCCAGCUAUAUAUUAUGAAGAAUCAUUUUACACCAUUAAUUAGAGUGUAUCAAGCCAGUUUUUAAAUAUAAUAUGAUGUAUAUAGUAAUCUUGAUUUCUUUUCUUUUUAUGUCUGUGAUUUUGUUCAGUGAUUCUGCCCACCUUCUUAAGGUCUGUAAUUUAAAACGGUUUUUUAAACAUAUUUUGUUUUUGUUAAGAGUAUAUGCAUGACAAUUUUUUUGAUUCUUUAUGUACAGGUCAAAUUCUUUCCCCAUAUAGAUGAAUCAGAUGUUUUUUAUUGGAAUUGAAUGUUUUUUAAUGGCGGUUAUACAAUAUNGAACUAAGAGCUAUUGAACUUUGUAAGACUGACAUUUUGAAUAAUACAGAAGCUUUAUUU